This is a messenger RNA of Lachancea fermentati, 2025 nucleotides long. NCBI's taxonomy places the organism in Eukaryota, Fungi, Ascomycota, Saccharomycetes, Saccharomycetales, Saccharomycetaceae. The record is from the annotation of a GenBank genome assembly.
AUGAUAUCCAAAAAGCGCAGAACCCACCGCAAAACCGGCUGCGUAACCUGCAAAGUCCGCAAGAAGCGCUGCUCCGAGGACAAGCCCGCCUGCAGCGACUGCGCGCGCCUGGGCUUUGCGUGCGUGUAUCUCCCGGACGGCUGCACGCGCGAGCUGGCCACCCACUACAAGGAACAGGUGGAGGCGGACCUGCGGCGACGCGCGGCCGCCGAGCGCGCCGGCGCGGCUGCAGCCCCCGCGCACGACGCAUGCGACGUUACAUCAUCAGCCGCCGACGUGACGUCGGCGGCUACCGGCGGCCCUGAGGGGCUGCACCCGCAUGACGCACACUGCGGGGGCGCGGCGCCGGCCGGCGCCGCGGACGGCGCUACCCCCGGCGCUACCCCCGGCGCCACCCCCGGCGCCUACCUCGACGAACUGCUGGACGAGCUGUGCGCGCUGCCGUCGUCGCCCGCCGCGGAGUCUGCGUCGCGCGCGCUCGCGCGCUCGCCGUCGCUGCACCUGUCGCAGCCGCUGCACGACCCGCUGGUCGGCCGGCUGGACGCGACCGCGCUGCACCUCUACAACUACUACCGCGAAUACCUGGCCCAGAUCAUCUCCAUCGCGCCCGUGCGCCAGAACUACUACCUGCAGAUCUUCCUGCCGAUGGCGCACCGGCACGAGGGCAUUCUGUACGGGCUGCUGGCGUGGUCCGCCCACCACCUGUCGAUCGGGCCCGUCCGCGACGACGCGCGCCACGACGCGGACCGCUGGGCGCUGGAACAGGCGCUGGACGAGUCGAUGCGCGGCGGCACGCCGCCGCUGCCGCCGACGCGGCACGCGGGCGGCGGGGUGUCCGGGUGCGCGGUCGUCGGCGACGACAACGGCCACCACGACUCCGCGGCCGCGGAGUCCGAGCCGGACCCGUCCUACGCCGCACUCGCCAACCGCUACACGCUCAAGUCGCUGCAGUUUCUGCAGGCGGACCGGGCGGGCGCGGCCGCGGCCGCGGGGGGCGUCGACGAUGACCGCGACCCCGACCGCGACCCCGACCGCGACCGCGACCUCGACGGCGGCGCUAACUCCGCCCCCCGCGCUAACUCCGCCCCCGCUCCCCCCGCCCCCGCGCCGCCGUACCUCUGGGCCCUCGCCCAGAUCCUCGUCCUCUGCGGCGCAGAGAUCUGCCAGGGCGACGUGGCGCGCUGGAAGAUCCUCCUCCGCUGCGGCGCAAACCUCAUCCGCGACAACGCGGGCAACGACAUAAGCGCGGUGCUGCAGCACGGGUCGUUCGACUCCGUCACCAAGCAGUGGCUGCUGGCCAACUUCAUCUACCACGACGUGAUGGGCUCCGAAACCACGCAUUUCCCCAUGUGGCAGUACGCGCGCGUGCUGCAGGCCAGCGACGUGGACGACAGCCACGUCGACCCGCUGCACGGCGUCAACCGGCCCGUGUUCCAGGUGCUGGGCGAGGUGAUGGACGUGGCACGGCGCAUCAAGCGCGAGCACGUGACGCGGUCGCACGCGCGGUUCCCCGCGCUCAUGGCGCGCGCGCAGCAGCUGCAGGCCGCGCUGUACGCCGUGGCGCCCGAUGCGCGCGACCUGGCGCGCUACGAGGACGUGCACGUGUCGCAGGACGCGCGGCAGCUGUGUCUCACGCUGUUCUCGGUGUUCCGGACCACGGCGCUGGUGCACCUGAAAACCGCGGUGCUGCGGCACGCGAAGGACUCGUACGAAGUGCAGUUCCUGGUGGGGCAGCUGUCACGUGAGCUGGACGAGGUGCUCGGGUCGCGGCUCGAGGGCGGGCUUUGUUUCCCGCUGUUCAUCUGCGGCGUCAACUCCACAGAGCCCCUGCAGCGGCAGGACGUGGAGCGCAAGUUCAGCGACUUCAUCCAGCGCUACAAGUGUCGCAACGUCGAGCGCGCGCGCGCCGUGAUGCGCAAGGUGUGGCGGAUCGACGACGACAGCAGCUCGCUGGGCAGCGCGCUGCGCGAGCGCGACUGGUUCGACGUGGUGGACGAGAUGAAGUGGGACAUCAGCUUUGCGUAG